UCAAAGGAGAUAUGGUUUGUUGACUACGAUGAUAGGUGUAGUAUUGACAACUUGGCGUUAAACAUUGAGGUUUUCACUUAGACCUGUCGCUUUCUGGAGGACCCGGUGCAUGAUAAAAGAAUCUGUCAUAGCCGUCGACCAGAAGUUUGAUUAAGCAUUCUCGAAGCAGUGAUCAAAGGAUCGCUUGGCGAAGGAACAUUGUAAUAUCUCCAGGAGGUUUUGGUCACCGAGAGAGAGUAGACAUGGCGCACAAACGCGGCUCCGUUGCCGAUCGCAUGGCUUUUUUCCGUAAAGCCAUAGAAGAGGAGAAGAAGAUGAACAGCCGAGGUCCCAGGAGACCUGUAUCAGCGGACUUUUCAAACAACAAUUUUCCCGGUAGUUACCGACCCCGAUGGCAACCACCUUCUCAACUGCAAAUGCAAAAGGAGAAACAGGAGAAACAAGAAAAACUGGAAAAUGAGAAGCCGAUUGAAGGCGCUUCGACUCAACAACAGGAGCAACCAGAGAUUAAAGAAAGAAAGACAGAAAAAGUUGUCUCACAAAGGAAAGAGCCACGAGUACUGAAAAAGAAGCCCGAGUUAAAACGUCAAAUGUCUGUAUCGUCAGUGGUGCUGACGUGGUGUCAGGAUGUCACAAAGGGUUACAAGGGUGUCGACAUAAAGAAUUUCAGUGGAAGUUUUACCAGUGGAUUGGCGUUCUGCGCUCUCAUACACAAGUUCAACCCAGACAAGUUUGAUUAUGACGCCCUUGAGCCUGAGAACAGAGAAUACAACGUCAGACUGGCCUUUCGAACAGGAGUAGAAGUUGGAAUUCCAGAGCUUCUGACUGCAGACGAAUUUCUUCGAAUGGGGAGACGACCGGAGCCAAGAAGCGUCCAGUGUUAUAUUCAAAUGAUAUUCAGCAAAUACAAACCAAAGGAUCUUGACAUGUCGAACCUAAGAAUAGCUUGAUGGACUCAACGCAAUAUGUAUGCCUCAUUUUAAACAAUUUGUAAUCAUAUCAUAUUUUUUUAUUUGCGCAAUGAUGUAUUUUCAUGUAAUGAAAAUUUAAUAUUUAUAA
Exaiptasia diaphana is the source of this 1059-nucleotide messenger RNA. RefSeq names its product smoothelin-like protein 2. Gene Ontology annotation, biological process: actin cytoskeleton organization. Bases 243 to 950 code for a protein of 235 amino acids. The record is from RefSeq and is a predicted model, not a curated record. Gene Ontology annotation, molecular function: protein binding. The transcript has 5 exons. NCBI's taxonomy places the organism in Eukaryota, Metazoa, Cnidaria, Anthozoa, Actiniaria, Aiptasiidae. Gene Ontology annotation, cellular component: microtubule organizing center; filamentous actin.